Paramecium octaurelia is the source of this 1279-nucleotide messenger RNA. Lineage: Eukaryota; Ciliophora; Oligohymenophorea; Peniculida; Parameciidae. The record is from the annotation of a GenBank genome assembly.
AUGAUUUUUCCUACCCCGGUCUUAUUUUUGAAGGGUUUCAAAUUGGAAUUCAGAAAAAAAUAAUAAUUAAAAUAAUUUGUUUUCAAAAGAACUUCUCCUCCUUAAGAAACCAUUACAACAGAUAUGACUACCUUUUGUGUAAAAUUUAGUUUUAAUUUUUGAUUCUAGCAAAUAGAGGAUAUUUUUUAAGUUCAUCUCACCUCUGACCAGGCUAGAGUGAUUGCUAAUAAACUACCCUUUGGAUUUAGCGUUAGUUUAAGCAGAUAAUCUAAAAGAGACGUCAAAGUUUUAUUAAAAAAUUAUAAAUUUUUAGAAGGUCCAAAAGGAUAUUUCAUCUGAGGAAGAUAAUAAAGUCGUUAAAAAGCCUUAUGUAGCCCCUUAAAGAGCUGAAAAUUCAGAUGACAUGAAAAGAUGUUUGACCUUACUAUAAAGAUUGAAAAAACAUUAAUUAGCAGCACCUUUUUUAAGAAAAUUGGAUAAUGUCAAUUAUCCUCAAGAAUUAGAAUAUGUUGACUUGUAAAUAGUAGAACAGAAUCUCAAAAAUAGUAACUAUAUCUUUUUACAAUGAUAAGAUGUUUAUCAGACAGCUACUUAAUUUUGGGUAGACAUUAAGAAGGUAUGGUAAAUGUCGUAUACAAUGAAUAACAAAGGUUCUUAAUUAUAUGCAAUGACUUAAGAACUAGAACAACACUUUAAUGAAUUGUAUAAAGAAUUAGAUAAACCUUAACAAUAAAAAUAAACAAUAGAUCAACCAAUUAAAACCGAUAAAUAAUAAAAGAAACCUCCUGCAGUGCAUUAGACACCAAUCGUUAAUAAGAAACCAGUGUAUAAAUAUCUUAUUAGAUUCUUAGAAAAUAACCAAGUCUUAUGGAAUAACCUAUGAGUAUGUAAGAAAUGAGGGCUUUAGUUUCAAAUAUAAACAGUUUACCACCUGAACACUUGAGAGGAGUUUGGGAGAUAGUGUCUGAUGGAUUAAAAAUCUAAGAGUAAAGUGAUGAACUGGAAUUCGAUAUAGAUACACUUCCUGUAAAAAAAACUAGGCAAUUAGAAAAAUAUGUAAACACGAAACUGGAACUCUUAAGAAAAUAACAAAGUAAGAAAAUUGCAGAAGAAACUAAAGAAUCAGAUAAGACUAAUAAGAUUGUAAGAAAUUAGUAAUAUAAUUAAGGUUCAUACAGCUAACACUACCUAUAACUAUGCUCCAUAACCAGCUGCUCAACAAAAACAACUUGACACUGAAGACAGUUCAUUUAGCAGUGAUGCUGAUAGUUCUGGGUGA